Molecule: messenger RNA, 1846 nt
Organism: Gigantopelta aegis
Lineage: Eukaryota; Metazoa; Mollusca; Gastropoda; Neomphalida; Peltospiridae
Product: U4/U6.U5 small nuclear ribonucleoprotein 27 kDa protein-like
Exons: 7
Coding region: 93-545 (150 amino acids)
Biological process (GO): RNA splicing
Cellular component (GO): precatalytic spliceosome
Source: RefSeq, a predicted model, not a curated record
GUUUACAUUGACAAUAAUUUGUAAAGUGCUUGUGUUUUUGUCGUUUCUUUAACGUUUUUGUUAACCGGUUUACUUUCCUCUCCGCCCUUAAAAUGCCAAGAAGCAGAAGUCGAUCUAGAUCUCCUAGACGAGAAAGAAGACGAUCCCGAUCAAGAGAAAGGGAUAGAAGACAUCGAGAUCGACACCGGAGAAGCAGAUCUAGAACUCCUCCAACAAGACAUCGAUCACGUUCCAUCUCACCAGGCAGUCGGAAAAGGUCACGGUCAACCUCCCAAAAAAGACACCUCAGUGGUAAGAGUGCGGAAAAGAAACUGAAGUCCUCUUCUGAAAAUCUCCCAAAGCUAGAUGCCUCUCAGUUAGCAGACAUGACAGAGGAUGAAAUUCAGAUGAUGCAAGUCAUGGGCUUCUCUGGGUUUACCACAACUAAGGGUAAGAAAGUCGAUGGCAAUAAUAUUUAUGAGGCAAAUAUUUCCAGAAAAAGACGUUAUAGGCAAUACAUGAACAGAAGAGGUGGUUUCAACAGGCCUUUGGACUUCAUUGCUUGAAUGGUCAAGAUCUCAUGGCUAUAGUAUGAUUUAGUGUCAGUGGAGCGUACCCACAGUGGAUAUUAAAAUUCAGGAUGACUUGGAACUCAACAUUAAAACAUACAUGUGUGUGUAUAUUAAACGUUGAGAAACAAGAAUUCUCAGUAUGGAAACAAGUUUGUCCUGAAAGUUUUCAAGUAUGUCAUUAAGAAAAAGUCAAUUGCUAUUGCUUGACUGACCUUUUUUUUUUUCAGUGGUAAAAAAAAAAAAAAGAGAAAGAAAUAUUCUAAUGUUAGCAGAUAUUUGGGUUUGAGCGAACAAUUGUCAGUAAUGUGGGUUGAAUGUCACUAUAUUUUAUAACUAGCAGAAAGACAGUGGCGGGAUGUCACUAAUGAUCGGAUUAGCGCUGAAACAUAAGUGACAAAAUAAUGUCUUGUGAUUAAAAUUUGACCAAUCAAGAUUAUAAGAAGCGAUAUCUUCUAGGAGAAUAUCGCAGGAGAUAUCACAAAUUAUAGUGCCAGCAGUAUCUUCUACAAAAGCCUAUAAUGGAUGAUAAAAUGAUUGUCUUGAGCACUUUUUGUAUAUUUCAAAUACAGUUUUUAUUUUUAUUAUCUUUAUAGGUCAGCUACCUUUAUUGAAAUGUAUGAACAUUAUCUUAAGUCACAAGGCUUUGGUGUGCAAAAUUCCAUAUCUGAUUGCAUCCAUUUAAAAAAAAAAAACUUAAAUACAUUUUUCACUUAUUAUGAAGGACUUGCAAGUACUUAGGUAGAGCCUUAUCCAGAAAUGGUUUCACAGAUCAAAGUUUAAUUCAAUUGUUCUGCUUGGUGAAACUGAACUAUAAUGCAGGUAAAACAUACACACGAGCACAAAUAUACAUAACAGCGAAUUAAUUUAUUUAUAGCUUUGGAAUCGACAUUUGAAUGUUGACAAUUAAUUUAUAGCUUCUUAAGGUAUGUAUAAGUAAUAGGUGUGGAAAUAUUGUUUCACUUUCUCUAAAAAAAACAUUUAAAACAUAAAUAUUCCAUGCUUUGUCUAACCUUACUCUAAACAACUAACCUCUGACUUUAAAAUGUCAUAGAUCUUUUUGUUGGAUGCAAUUGUACAUUCGAGUUUCAUUUUACUGUCAAUACGAAAUGAUUUGGAGGUAACAUACUGAUACAGCUUGGGUUACUGCUACAUUUGGGGUACAUUAGGAUAACAAGAAACACAUUGUAUAUAUGGACACUGACAUUUUAAAAAAGAAAAUGUAUUUGAUAUGUAAUUUUAGUUGUAAAAAAUGUCUUUUUAGGGAAAAAAACAUGUUACAAUGCAGGGUUUCUGCC